Messenger RNA from Blepharisma stoltei, 4460 nucleotides. The record is from the annotation of a GenBank genome assembly. NCBI's taxonomy places the organism in Eukaryota, Ciliophora, Heterotrichea, Heterotrichida, Blepharismidae.
AUGUCUUUUGAAUUUUUGACUGAUUCUUCAGACUAUGCAGAUGAUUUUGAAGAUGACUCCCAAUCUAUUUCUGAGGCCUACUCAGAGGAAUCUGUUUUCCCUCAUCUAUUUUCGUCACUGGAGCACCAUUUAAACUCAAAUAACCCCAUAAAUACAACAAGUUCAGAAAUCCCCAUUGAACGAGCAGUUGGUUUUUUCCUUUCACAGCUAUCAAGCUCGAGCCGCGAUAUCUCUCAAAAAAUUCAUUGAAGUUAUGAGCUUAAACUUGAAAAAAUUGUAAAAAAACCUUAUAAUCUCCCUGAUAAAUCUGAAUUAGAAAAAAAAUUUGCAUCAUUACUGAAAUCGUUUAUGAUGAAAGGCAGGCUCGAAGCAGAAUUAAUGAAUAAAAUAUCCAAAAAAAUUCUGAAAACUUCUUUAGAUGAAGCCCGCAAGUGAAUCCUUUUAUCAUUAGAUAUAACUUGAUCAUCCCUAUAAAUUGCUAAAGCUUUCGAGUCCGCUGACAAUGGAGAGCUUGCAAAUUAACCUUGUUGGCAAGUCAGGCCUCAAUUUAAUAAAUAUACAAAAUAUCACAGAUCGGUCGAAUUAAAUUCUGACUUGCCAUCUCGAAUUGCUUACUCCCCCCCCCCCCCUCCGUGAGCGAACAAAACCAUUAGAAAAAUCACCAUUUUUUGACCAAAAACCCACCCUCCGUGAGCGAACAAAAAUUUUUUUAAUAGAAAAAAUUUUAAUGGAAAAAAAUUUUGAUAUAUAAGUGAUAAUUAGUAUAAUGAAAUCUAGAGCUAAUUCUGUUUAAUUUUAAACAAAUUGCGUUUUAAAACAUAAAUUUUGCAAAUUAAAUUAAUAUUUGCUUCCCAAUUUUUGCAAAUUAGGAUUUUUUUAAAUUUCGAAAAAAAAAUUUUUUAUAAAAUUUAUAUAUAAAUUUUAUUUAAAAAAAAAAAAUUAACCCCCCUCCGUGAGUGAACAAAAUUUUUUUGUUCGCUCACGGAGGGGGGGGGGGGAGUUAGUAAAGCUUUCCAUUUGGCAGUAGAACUUGAAGUCUCGAGCAAUCCAUAAGGAUGCUCAGCUAUAUUAUUGAAAAGGAAAAGAGACAAGCAUAUUUUAUGAUUGAUCAUGCCAAAUCGUUAAAUAAAACUAAAAGUGAAGAUUUACAAGAUGAAUUCUUGUGGAAGAGGUUUAUUUAUCAUCUGUUAUCUUUAUGUGCAAGAAAAGUUACAGUCACAGAGCCAUCAUGAAAUGUUAAAGACGAAAUUAAAGGAAUUAUUGAGAAUUCUUUGAAGGCAAGCAUAGUGGUGAAGAACAUAGUGUCAAUAGAAGAUUAUGGAUAUAGCCCUGCAUUAGGAUAUAGAAGAGGAUUCCAGGCCAGCGCUGAUAGAAAAGUUGAAAUCUCAGGCAAUUUCCAACUAAGCUCGCAAAUUGAAGCCAUCAUAAAUCAAUUUUUAACAUUGACUGAAACAAGAAAAAUCACCAGCCAGCAUUCCAUUAAAGACUUUGAAAUAAAAGAUGGAAGUUUUUUAUCACGAGUAUGCUUAGAAAUGCAUAGAGAAGUAACUAGAACACCUUUAACGUUGUUUAUAUAUUAUGACCCAAGAGAAGAAAAAUCCAUAGGAAUUUCAUCAUGGUUUUCAGCAUUUGAGCCACUUACAUAUGAGGAAGAUGUAAAUACAAAAGUAAUUUCAAUUGAGCUUUCGACUUUUAAAUUUCUAGGUAAUAAUCUCCUUGUAGAGUACAAUAAUCAAAGCUCAAUACUGGAGCCAGCUUCUAUAAAGCAACUCCUUCAAUUACCUCAGGCUUCGAAAUUUAGUCAAUCGGCUCCUUCUGCUUUAAAAUCAUUUUAUGUAAUCGAAAAAGAAAAUUUUUAUGCUUCUUGCAAAAAAAAUCUGCAAGCUUUUUUACGGCCACUAUCAGCUUCAGAAGUGUCAGAAUUAAUACAGGUUUAUAUAGAAAAUAAUCCACAACCCCAAAUGCAGAAGGAAUCAUUUCCAGAUUCAUACAAAUUGUCCUCGAAAUUAAAGUAUGGAUAUAUCAUAGUAAAAGAUUCAAUAUAUUUAUCAUCAGGAACUUAUUCAAAAAAUUGACUUGUACAGAUAAAAACAAGCCAUAAUAAGCCAAAAUGAACAAAUACUUCCUUUAAUAAUGUUUGCAAAUGAGAAGGGUGCUUAUCUUCCUUAAUAACUGAAAGACAGCUUGAUAGCCUUAAAAAUAUAAAUUUAAAUCGAACAUUCAGCAACUUAAAAACACAAAGAAAAUCCCAAAGCAUCGAGCCUAAAAGAAAGCAAUUAAACCCUAUAAAACGAUCUGGGACUGUUUCUGACUCUUUUAUAGCAGCAGAUCAUUGCUCAUUUCAUAAUCAUUAUAAAAACGUCCUGAAAAAUUCUCUUGGCCCAUCAUUGCCCGAUUGUACAGGAGAGCUUUGAAAAGCUAGCCAAGUAGGUUUAAAUUGGCAAGAAGAGCUCAGCUCUCACAACCGAAUAAGCCAGAUUUGCAAUGAAACAGCAAAAGAAAUGUUCCAAAACUUUUUCCAGUCAAUUUGUAAAAAAUCUUCAGUAGCUAAUAAGGCUUCAGAAAAUUCGGAUAUAAAAGAUGAAGAAAGUUUCAAGCUAAAACAAUAUAAACUUAUUGAAGAAUUGAAAAAUACUUUGGAUUUAGAAAAACAAUCUACAAAUGAACUAAAAAUGAUUGCUUGCUCAGAAGUACAAUUGAACUCAAUAAAGGUAAAAUAUAUACAGCAUCUAGUAUUGCCGCUCAAAGAAGCGUAUUUAUCGACACCAGCUGAAAAAUUGGUGAAAUUGAAAGGAAUUCGUAAACAAUUUGAACUUUUGUCAGCCUUUAGAUCAACUUCAUAUGCAACUGAAGCGAACUCUACAAUGCCUUUCAAGCAAGUUUCGAGGCCGCCUACAGUUCCUGCUAAUUUAUCUGACUCUCUUGCCCUUUUAAAUAAAACUAAAUUCUGUUCCAACUUAAAGGGGUUUUUUUAUUUGAAAAUAAUUUUCUUAAUAAGCAAUUUACAAAAUAUAAAUUGAAUUAAAAGCUAGUUUUAAUUUCUUAACUCUAAUGCUAGAUGAGACACCUGACACAUGAUGGCUUAUACCACUACUGCAAUGGGGCUGAAAUAGAAGAGCAUUUGCUAACUGAAAACGUAAUAUGCACUAAACAGAGAAAGGAGCUGCAAGCAAGGCUAGAAGAACUAUAAUUGAUUGGCAAGUAAUUGGGCUAUUACAAAUGGUGUUAUAUGGAACAAGAUAUGAGACCUGCUAGAAGCAGCUGCGAGAGAAUGGGAGAGAUAGAAUAGUGCAUAGUAUAGAGAUACGGCAACCAUGCAGUAUCGCCUGAAGAUGCUCAAAGACAAAGCUUGGAGAUUCUUGUGAAAAAUACAAGCAAAAAACAGGUGCAAGAGAAAAAACAGAUGAAAACUGCAAAUUAGCUAUUAAAGAACCCAUAACUGUUUCAACAAUGCACAAGCAUUGUUAUAAUUAAAUGAAUGAAAUAGAAUACUUUUGAAUUUUAAUUAUUUAUAAAGAGACAAUUCAAAAAUUAAUCAAUUCAAGCGCAAACUGUUAAAUAGCAUUCUAGUUCCAUUUCUCCCAUUGAUCAGGUCAAAGACAACUAUAUAAAAAUUAUUGAUCUUCUUUAAUAAAAUAAAAAUUUUAUUCCAAUUAAAGAGAUUUUUUACCUAAAAAAUGUAGAUUAGACUAGAUUAAAGCUGCGCAUUUAUAUCCCCACUUUCUGAGACCAUACAUUCCACGGUGUGGGCUAUGGAGUGGGCGUGCCACGGUUAAAUUGAGUCAGGGCCGAAAUCCCCAGUUCCUCAGUAGAGGUAUUUUCCUCCACGGUCCAAGUCAUAUGGGCUAUGCGGGAACCUCACUGUCGCCCUUGAAAUUCUGGUCUAAUCUGUCUUCCCUUUUUCUUUUAGUUCAGCACCAAAAUAAAAUUUCAUCCCCUUACUUCAUUAGGAACAGGCUAAGAAGCAGCCUAGGCAGGUAAAUCUUUUAUCUCUAUCGGACACCCAGCUUGGGCCUGGGCAAAAAAGAUGCAAAAAAUUGCCGAUCGGAUCAGGCCACUAUCAGCAGAAAUAAUGCUGGAACUCUUACUUCGAGGUUAACCCAACUCACGGGAAGUUCUUUGCACCAAAAAACACUUUCGAUAUGCAUAAAGACACCUACCACAGAGCGGGUCGUUCGUCACCGCCAUUUUAUGCAUAUACCCCAAAAAUGUAAAUUUUACUGAUAUUUUGUUUCAAUUAUCAGGGGAGUGAGCUCGCACCUACUGAAAGAUUUAGGAAAAAAGAGCUCAACAAAAAAAUGUCGACAUCUCCAUAUUUUGAUGCCCAGUUAAGAGUAGUAAAAAGGUUCAAUAAAAUAACCAAGCCACCAUUUACAAGCGGCUUUAAGUUGAGAAGUGCAGUUAGCCCAAAUAGAACAACAACUUAUGAAGGUCAGCAAUUUUCUCAAACGCCAAUGUAA